Messenger RNA from Drosophila suzukii, 932 nucleotides. The record is from RefSeq and is a predicted model, not a curated record. NCBI's taxonomy places the organism in Eukaryota, Metazoa, Arthropoda, Insecta, Diptera, Drosophilidae.
AUGAACCGGGGUCCUUACACAAAGGGCCCCGGGAUAUUCGUCGAAAACUUCCACUACCGCCGGAAUCUCACCAAGCUCAGCCGUUUCUCCCACAUGCUCAGCGAACAGGCCAUCUUCCCCAACUUGGUCUUUGCCGGGGAUCAGUUUCGGAUCACCAAGGCGGAUGCGGCUGACUUUUGAAAGAGUAACUUUGGUAACACCACAUUGGUUCCCUGGAAGACAUCCCGACAGGAGCUGAACAAAGUACAAUACCGGUUGGAGGCCAUGGCCCUGAAGACCACCAUCAACAUCGAGCUCGACGUAUUCACACGCCUCUUUCAGCCCUGGGUAACGCUGCUUCGCAACUGGCAAGUCCUGGCCGUCACACAUUCGAGCUACGUGGCCUUCCUCACCUACGACGAGGUGAAGGCUCGCCUCCAGCGCUACAUCCUCAAGGCAAGCAGCUAUGUCUUCCGGCUUUCCUGCACGCUGGGCCAGUGGGCCAUUGGCUAUGUGAUAGCCGAGGGAGAGAUCCCGCAGAACAAGUCGCUGUGCCAGACGUUGCUCGAUGGCCAUCGUGAGGGCUUGUACUUGUAUCCGGUGACCAAGCCCACCGACGACCACAUAACCGUAACCCAAGAGCAAUACGAACUAUACUGUGAAAUUGAGAGCACCUUCCAGCUGUGCAAGGUCUGUGCGGAGAACGACAAAGACAUCCGGAUUGAGCCCUGUGGGCUCACCUCCUGGCAAGUGGACUUCGAGGGACAAGGCUGUCCCUUCUGUCGGGCCGAGAUUAAGGGCACCAAACAGAUCGGUGUGGACGCCUUCGAUCCGCGCAAGCAACAUAACCGGAACGUCACCAAUGGGCGACAGCAGCAGCAGGAAGAAAACUACACUGAGGUAUAGUUUUGUUCACAGCCUGAUCAGCCUGAUCCGCCUGCUCCACUGCCGCC